ACAAUGGCGGUAAGUGUUACUGUUUUCACCCAGAGAAAGAACAAUGGCGGUAAGUGUUACUGUUUUCACCCAGUGACAGAACAAUGGCGGUAAGUGUUACUGUUUUCAUGAUCACCCAGUGACAGAACAAUGGCGGUAAGUGUUACUGUUUUCACCAAGUGACCGAACAAUGACGGUAAGUGUUACUGUUUUCAACCAGUGACAGAACAAUGGCGGUAAGUGUUACUGUUUUCACCAAGUGACAGAACAAUGGCGGUAAGUGUUACUGUUUUCACCCAGUGACAGAACAAUGGCGGUAAGUGUUACUGUUUUCACCCAGUGACAGAACAAUGGCGGUAAGCGUUACCGUUUUCACCCAGUGACAGAACAAUGGCGUUUCCUCAAAUCAUAGAUCUAAAUGUGGGAGGGCGGCACCUGAGCACCCGUAUUUCAACUCUCACAAAGUACCCUGAUUCCAAGUUGGCCGAUAUGUUCAGUGGGGAAUAUGUUAUGCCAAAAGACAAAGAUGGCCGGUUCUUCAUCGAUGCGGAUGGCGACGUAUUCGCUCACAUUCUCAACUUCCUGAGGUACGAGAUGCUGCCCCCUCCCGACCAGGCAGCUGCUGUACACAAAUAUGCAAACAUUUUUGGCAUUAAGCCUUUGCUUGCUAUAUAUUUACAGUGGGGACCAGUCUUUGCACAGGCUUUGAGAGACAAGUGGAAACUUGGAAUAGCCGGGUAUGACGACUGCCUGAAUCAGGUGCGGGAAGGCCUGGUGGCAAGUCGGUAUCACAGUGGUGUCGUGUUCAUCCAGUUCUCGGAUUCCUCUCAACACGUGUUCACUCUGUGCAAGGUGGCUGGUAUUCCUGAGGGACAUCAUGUCAUCAACGUCAAAUACUCCUCCUCUGCAAUGGAUGGGACCAAUCUUGUCCAUUUCCUCAAUGAGGACCUGAAGCGUAUCGGUGUUCACCUUCAGCCGGGGGACUUCCGACCAGAACCAAAGUGUGGUUGUCGCGUGGCUUUUCGGUACAUGAUAAAACUUGAGUAACUGAUGUACCCAUAAUUGUCACAUUGUGUAGUUUGGUGCGAUUAAUGUAUACUUCCCAGGCGAAUAACAUACAAUCUACAGCAACCUAUGCUUGUCGUGAGAGGUUGUCAGGCUGGCUGACUUGGUUGAAGCAUGUCAUCGUUCCCAAUUGCGUAGAUCGAUGCUAAUGAUAUCAAUCACUGGAUUGUCUGGUCCAGACUCGAUUAUUUACAGACCGCCGUCAAAUAGCUGGAAUAUUGCUGAGUGCCGCGUUAAACAACCAACCAACCAACCAACCAACUUUUAGGCAUAAUUGUCGAUUAAGCAACGUGGCACACAGGUGUUUGAGAAGGUGAAAGACGACAAAUAACAAAUAAUUAAUUGAUGUAACUUGUUUACACUAAUAAACAGGCGAGUAUAAUCAUAUUCUCCUGACAAAAGUAUACAUAAUGACUACACAGCUAGUUUGCAUUUCAAGCUUUGUAGUGGAGAGUAUAGUUGUAUAUAAUGUUUAUACUUGUGAUUACGUAUACACUUGUCUAGUGGUAGUGCGUCCAACCGGAGAGCGGGUGGUCCGGGGUUAGAUCCCCGGCCGCGUCAUACAAAAAGACGUUGACUUGUGACGGUUGAGUCAUGUGAAUACAUCUUAGUUGUGCGUGUACCAUAUGUAUUGUGUAAUAAAAUACCUACAUAUUUUA
This is a messenger RNA of Haliotis rufescens (red abalone), 1703 nucleotides long. RefSeq names its product BTB/POZ domain-containing protein KCTD7-like. The record is from RefSeq and is a predicted model, not a curated record. Gene Ontology annotation, biological process: protein homooligomerization. The coding region runs from base 370 to 1026 and encodes 218 amino acids. The transcript has 2 exons. NCBI's taxonomy places the organism in Eukaryota, Metazoa, Mollusca, Gastropoda, Lepetellida, Haliotidae. Gene Ontology annotation, molecular function: protein binding.